UUUUCCGAAGCCCUGUGAUAUAACCUUUUAAUUUAUUUGCCCACAAUCGCUCUCUCUCUCUUUCAGUUCACUUCUACAGCCUUCUCUUCUCCACCAAUCCAAAAAAACCAAAGAUGCAGUACAAAAACCUGGGCAGAUCAGGCUUAAAGGUGAGUCAACUAUCGUAUGGAGCAUGGGUUAGUUUCGGUAACCAGCUCGAUGUUAAAGAAGCAAAGUCACUUCUCCAGUGUUGUAAAGACAACGGAGUCAACUUUUUCGACAACGCCGAGGUUUAUGCCAAUGGUCGAGCCGAGGAGAUCAUGGGUCAGGCUAUUAGGGAACUUGGGUGGAAACGAUCGGAUAUCGUGGUUUCUACCAAGAUCUUUUGGGGUGGUCCUGGGCCAAAUGAUAAGGGUUUGUCUAGAAAACAUAUUGUGGAAGGAACCAAGGCGUCCUUGAAGAGGCUUGAUAUGGAUUAUGUUGAUGUGCUCUAUUGUCAUAGGCCAGACACACAGACUCCAAUUGAGGAGACUGUGAGGGCAAUGAAUUAUGUGAUUGAUAAGGGUUGGGCAUUUUAUUGGGGGACAAGUGAGUGGUCUGCACAACAGAUUACGGAAGCAUGGGGAGUAGCUGAGAGGUUGGACCUGGUAGGCCCAAUUGUGGAGCAGCCGGAGUAUAAUCUAUUGACUAGGCACAAGGUUGAAUCCGAGUACCUUCCUCUGUAUACCAACUAUGGUCUAGGUCUUACAACAUGGAGUCCGCUUGCUUCUGGAGUGCUUACUGGAAAAUACAACAAAGGAAAUAUACCAUCUGACAGUCGGUUUGCUUUGGAAAAUUUCAAAAAUCUUGCUAACCGAUCACUAAUUGAUGAUGUGUUGAGGAAAGUUAAUGGACUGAAGCCAAUUGCUGAUGAACUUGGUGUACCAUUAGCUCAACUUGCAAUCGCAUGGUGCGCUGCAAAUCCCAACGUAUCAUCGGUUAUUACUGGUGCUACAAAGGAAUCUCAGAUUCAAGAGAACAUGAAGGCACUUGAUGUAAUCCCAUUACUGACUCCUGCUGUCAUGGAGAAGAUUGAGACCGUUUUUCAAAGCAAGCCAAAGCGUCCAGAUUCUUACAGGUAGACGCUGGCAUAGCUGUGUUUUGGAGCAGAUGUGUGAGCAUCAAUUUAUGUACUUGGUUUGGUGUUUUAUAGUACUUUGCAACUUUUAGUUGUAUUUGGCACCCUUAUCAUUGUGGAAAGAAGACUUGGGAGAUGAAAUGAAUUUGGAACUGGUUGUGAUUGUUGGUGGAUUGUGAAUGUACGUACAACUCUAAUUUAUUUAUCUCUUUUCUAUUUUCUGCUUUGGUUUGAA
Gossypium raimondii (Peruvian cotton) is the source of this 1331-nucleotide messenger RNA. RefSeq names its product probable voltage-gated potassium channel subunit beta. The record is from RefSeq and is a predicted model, not a curated record. The coding region runs from base 114 to 1100 and encodes 328 amino acids. NCBI's taxonomy places the organism in Eukaryota, Viridiplantae, Streptophyta, Magnoliopsida, Malvales, Malvaceae. The transcript is spliced from 5 exons.